Candidula unifasciata is the source of this 1655-nucleotide messenger RNA. NCBI's taxonomy places the organism in Eukaryota, Metazoa, Mollusca, Gastropoda, Stylommatophora, Geomitridae. The record is from the annotation of a GenBank genome assembly.
CAUUCGAAGCCGCUCUUCAUCACAUAGACGACACGAACUACUGCUCAGCCUUCAAAUGCCGGCACCCCACGCCGUAUGUGCAUAGAGUCACAGAUCCACACGACGCAACUCGUGUCUUCCUACCAGAGUGUGUGGUACUGCAUCGUUGCAUGAACUACACGGGCUGUUGUGGCGAAGGCAGUGAGUGUGUUCCUAAGAGCAUGAACGUCGUUAACAAGGCGUUCCUUAUGAUUGACCGACUCACAGAUCUUGAUGAUCACGUGAUGUUCAACCCCACGAUGGCCACAACACUAGAAUUCGUUAACCAUACCGAGUGUGAGUGUCGAGAAAAACAACAACUACCGAAAUGCACAAAAAUGUGCCCGCAGUCUUUCAGGCUCACACAGGCAGGGGAACUCUGCAAGUGUGAUUGUUUUCCACUGGCUAAUCAGGAGGGUUGGCCAUGUCAGAAUGUAAAGGACGGGCUAGUAUCCUUGUCAGGGGAUGCACUGGCGUGUAUCGGGAACGGUAACUGCUACAUGCCUGAGUGUACAAUUGGAGAGUUUGACUCAAAAACUGGCUUCUGUCCCCUAACGGAUGAUUAUGCAAUUCCAGCAUCAUUUUUCCAGCACCCAGACGACAGGCGGUUGUACAGAUAUCAUCUUUCUAGCCUCGAUUUCAGCAAACCAUUGACUAAGUUUACUCACAGUUCUAAAGACGAUGAGACUGGUUCUUAUCCAACAGAAUCUGUCCAUGGUUAUCCAGAAACUGCUAGUGGGGUAUUGAAAACAUCAAUCAGCACAACAGAAGAAAUUAAUAUCAAUUCCUCUUCUAAGGAAUCGAAAUUCACUUCAGAAACAAAAUUAAUUCAUUCCGCGGUUGAUACUCAGCUUGUAUCUACAGACUCAGUUUCAUUUUCCGAAAAUAAUGGAACACAUUCAGUGGAAAGCGAGGAUUGUAACUCAUCUUCGUCGCUAACUUUUGUUGAUAAGUCAAUUCACAAGACAAAUGAUGCACAGGGUUCUGACAAGUCAGUAUUUGACAAAGAUAACAACGUUAAUUUAACCAUUCGUGAUAUUUCAUCAGAAAACAUUACAAGCCGCCUGAAUAGAACUGGUUCAUCAUCUCCAGUACUUGCAAAGGAAAAUGGACAUUCUGCAAACAUAGAGGAAACCAGUACAUCAGCUUACAUAAUAUUUGAUGGUCAGAUACUUAACAAAGCUGUGAAUUCUAAAGUAAUUACAAGUACCACUCAACCAGUUCCAGACAUUAUCAGAAACACAGUCCCGACUUUAUCAAUGCUUGGUUAUGGAGAUGCGUUCAUCCCUUCAUCAGUUCCCAAACAUAAUUUCCAGUCAUCAAAUGAUGUGAAGCCAAUUACUGAUAACAGCGAGGGAUUAGACAGUAAUCUACUUAAAAAUAUCCUAAAGUCACAUCUAUCAUAUCGAUUACACGAAAACUAUCCUGUUGCGAUUUCGUCAACUUCGAAUGCUGUCAGUGACAACAUGGAAAUAUCAAAGUCCACAACAAAAUCUACAUCAACGUCUACACAACCGUCGUCUUCUAUUACAUUGUCUAAAGUUAUGUCAUCCGUAUACCCACAUUUACCGUCAGUAUCUGCUAAUCCGCUUCUCACAACGUUGAAGACAUCACAGAAAGAAGACUUGUCUAACUGA